CCGGUAUGCUCGUAUACUCCUACCUUUGUGACAUGUAUCACAAAUCGUACAUGCCUCCUGAAUAUCGAAUACAUGCCUUAAACGUACACAAAGUAUCCAUAUCUGUAUGUCGAAGUUCACAUAAAGUAGACCGAACGUACACGUGCCCGUAGUAGCAUUUCACUUCCUCUCUAUGACGUAAUGUUAUGAGUUGGGUAAUAUAUGUUGCCUUACAACGCUGUAUCUGAUGUUCGAUGUUAUCGGAUUUCGACAUAUGUGCCUUUCAACAUGAACAUAUGUUAAGUUAAGGCUACAUGGCUUGUCCUUGUAGUUUCCAUGGUUUCAUACAUAAAUGUUCCGAUAAAAAAUAAUGUUAGGCGUUUCCAAGUUCUAACUGUCUCGAAGGCUGUGUAGGUCCUUACGUUCCUGCAAAGACGACUACUCGACAUAUUUUAGGAAAACAAAAUGAUGUACAAUUACAUGAUUUGUAUGAAUAAUCAAUUGCAUGUAAUUGAACCUUGAAUGUUUGUAGCAGUUAUAUCAGAAAGAUAUUGAGAAACGUGAGAACAUGAAUUAUGAAAACUAGGUCAAAUGUCAUAAGUUACUGUUACAUAUUAAAAUAAGUGUCUGCAUUACAAAAUUAUAAUGUUAUAUUAGUGAUAUAGUAAAGCUGAGAAAUAUCCUUAUAGAUUAUAAACAAUACUCAUGUAUGAUUAAAAUAGCAUACAAUCUACGCCUCUAACGUAGCAACAAUUAUAUGAUAUGCCGUUCACUUUAAAACGUUUUCUGAACGUAUAAAAACCGUGUAUUAAAACAAAUUUGAUUAAUUAACAAGUUGUUUACCUAAACUAUUCGUACAUUACAAAAUUAAUUAGACGAGAAAAUCCAUCAACCUUUUACAUUAAACAGUGCAUCUUUAAUGUGGUACAACGUUUGAACUGUUGCAAAUGUACGUCAUAUGUUCUUUUAUUCACUUAUACACCGAUGCAUUUACGUUGUAGUUUAUUACAAAAUAGGAUUAAGUUAGGUUUUAUUAAACAUGUAGUAUUAUAUACUAGGAUGACAGACGUUGAAAUCAUUAUUACAUUAACCAGUGGGGAUUUAAUUGUGCAUUAGACUUAUAUAUAUAAUUACCAAGACUUCAUAAUGUUGCUUCAUAAAAGGUCAGCAUUAAAUGUAUGGUUGAAGUAGAAUAUAAAAUAUUGUAUUUUAUCUCAGGUCGGUCGGGAUCUUUGAUAUUUUUUUUUUAAUUUUCAUCUUUGAAACGUAUGUUCAGAAAUAUGUCUUCAGGUAGAUUUAUUAUUAGAACAUGUUUCCAGUUAUCUGCUUUAUUUUUUUUCACAAAAAAUAUUGAGCGCGUGAAUGGUGGACACCAACUUUUAUCAGAACGUGACGAAACUGCAUUUAGUGGUUUUCGUCAUCACCAAAUUGUGUAGUGUAUGUAUACGUUCGUCAAGUUUGUAUUGUUGUUUAAAAGUUCAAAUCACUUGUCAUUAUGUUAUAAAGUGCAUUAUGUUUGAGGAAGCUGUAUUUAGUGUUUUAAUUUUAAUGUUUGACAGCUGCUUCUACACCGUCUACUAAGUAUAUGUUUUUGUCAUGUAUGACCCUAUAUAUUAAUGGCAGUUCACAUGAAACUGAGUUUGAACUGAAGGAAAUGACGCAUGCCGCAUCAUUGUGUAGGUAUUGAAGUGUAUAUAUCGAAUAUAGACUAUCAACUUCACAUAAUCAUCAAUCUUUCCAUAAUUCUAUUGAUUCAAUAUCUUAAGGAUACUUUCUUACUCCCAAGUAAGAAGUAACACAAUUAAUAGAAAUGUUUUAAAUUUACUGAAAAGCAUGAAUAAAUAUACAAAAUUAUUCUAAUGACGGAUACAGUCUUUACUUUAAAAGAAAGGUGCAGUUAACACGGUAGCUUUAUUUUAUGAGACGAUAGUUGAUCACUGUAAAUGUUUUAGGACCCUUCAAUCAUUAAAUAUCCGUGCGCUUGCAGCUAUAAAAUACACGGCUACAGUCUUGUUUUUAGUAAUUAAUUAAUUAGUAAAAGGUUUAUCACUCAAAAUCUAUGUACUUUGUAAUUCAGGUGCAUAUAUUGAUUUUGAAUGCGAGUGUAAAUUUGAAAAUUCGAUGGAAAUUUACAUCUUAAACGGUAGUCAAAGGCCAUGUAAGUAUACCAAGAUUACUAUAUAGAAUUAAGUUUAUAUAAAUAUGAGAUAGAAAUAGCACACAUCUAUAUACUUUCCUUUGUUACUCUUUGUUCAAUUUUAAAGUUGGUCGUGAAUAUCACCAUAAAAGGAAUAAAACAAAAUUCUAUUGUUUUAGCCUUAUAUUAUAAUGUAUAAUCAAUGAAUUGGUAUUUAAAUUAUAAAAACUCUACUUCAUGUUUGUCAAAACAUUGAUUAUAAUUGAAACGAAUUAACAUUGAGUACACGAUUGGCUAAUUAUCACAUUAUAUCUUCAUAGGUAUAGUAUAAGAUUUGUAUGUUAUAAUGCCUCAAGGGACUAGUUUUAAGUUACGUGUUUAAAUUAAAAGGCCCAUAGGGCCAGCACUUCCUUGCUUUAUUUGAUCGUAUUUCUGUUCUAUGCAAUUGAUUUACAGAUGGCUAGUUUGUCUAUCUGCGUUUCUCGCGAACUUUUUAGCGCUGGGUGUAUUUUUCUCGAUGGGGACAUUGUUGUCAGAUAUUAUGGACACAUUCAACGUAACCCGUGCCGAAGCGGCACUUGUAAAGUCUGUGGGCAUCACAGUUAGUCUCUGUUUUGGCUUUUGCCACGGAUGCUUGGUACAGACGUUUGGUGUACGAAAUGUUGCGAUAUUUCUUUCCUGUUGCAUGUCCGUGGGUUUUGGCAUUUGCUUUUUUGCUACGUAAAUCACAUUCCUAGUGAUAUCGAUGGGAUUAUUUGGAUGUAUUCCUGUCAGUGGAAUUAUCAUAACAAGUGCCGCUGCUAUUGGUCGUCAUUUUCACGGCAAACAGGGAAUAUUUUUCGUAACCUUUAUCAAUGUUGGAUCUGGCCUGGGCGGUGUAUCUUUUCCUUAUCUUUUUAAUUAUCUGACAUAGUAUUUUGGGUGAACAUACCUGGGCACAGCACAGCAUGCAGCUCUUACACAUCCUGUUGCAGUUAUAGCAUAACAAAGGUGUUGAUGGCUAGUUUGUCUAUCUGCGUUUCUCGCGAACCUGUUAGCGCUGGGUGUAUUUUUCUCGAUGGGGACAUUGUUGUCAGAUAUUAUGGACACGUUCAACGUAACCCGUGCCGAGGCGGCACUUGUACAGUCUGUGGGCAUCACAGUUAGUCUCUGUUUUGGCUUUUUCCACGGAUGCUUAGUACAGACGUUUGGUGUACGAAAUGUUGCGAUAUGUCUUUCCUGUUGCAUGUCCGUGGGUUUUGGCAUUUGCUUUUUUGCUACGUCAAUCACAUUCCUGGUGAUAUCGAUGGGAUUAGUUGGAGGUAUCCCUGUCAGUGGAAUUAUCAUAACAAGUGCCGCUGCUAUUGGUCGUCAUUUUCACGGAAAACAGGGAAUAUUUUUCGUAUCCUUUAUCAAUGUUGGAUCUGGCCUGGGCGGAGUAUCUUUUCCUUAUCUUUUUAAUUAUCUUACGGACACCUUUGGGCUAAGGGGAACAUGUCUGAUCACUGGUGGGAUUUUUCUUCAUAUGAUACCAUUAACAUUGCUAUGGAAACCACCUAUUACAAGGAAAUCGAGGCAGUCAACAAAUUUGCAAGAUGUAGCUGGCGAAGAUAAUAAGGCGUAUCAUGCUGGUAGAAGUGAACUUAAUGAUGCAGAUCAAGUUUGGAAUUCACGAACGAACAAAAGCGACGUUAUUGAUGCUACACUUACAAAUCAAACAUUAACAUCCGUUAAAGGCGAAAAUAAUACAAGCAAUGGCGACGGAGGUGCGGUUUGCACAACACUAAAGAAACUUUUAGCAGAUACAGCUUAUAUGUAUUUUGCAUUUGGAAUUGCAACAGCAUACUCAUGUAACACAGUGUUCUAUGUGUAUGUGGUCGACGCACUUCAGGAUUCGGGGUUUUCUGAAAUCAAUGCUACGUUAGGUCUACUUUUAAUGAACCUAGCUGGCAUUCUUGGACGGUUUCUUCCAGGCUCUUUGACACAAACUAAACAUAUAACUGUUUUGAAGAUUCCAAUGAUUGCAUGCAUUAUGAUAAUAUUAUCGCAGCUUGGAUUAACACUUAUCAGUAGUGUUUUUACAAAUUUCCUGUCGUGCAUUUUAGCGGGAACAGCAAUUGGAAUGUUUUCUUCUACUUUUGGUGUGGCCACUUUGAAACUGGUUGGCACUGAGCGACAAGCCACUGCAAUGGGAAUUUGUUUAAGUCUCUCGGGGAUAACAAAUGCCGUUUUGGGACCAAUAGGAGGAUUGAUCCGAGAUAAAACAGGAUCUUAUACGAUUCCGUUUCUACUUUCGGCCUCAGUGGAAGUCCUAGCAAUCGUUCUACUCAUAAUGGCACAGUUUUACAGAUUCAAAGAUCGAAGAUCAGCAGAAAAACAGAUGCCUGUGUAUUAUAACACACGGUUUUGAUGUGCAUUUCAACUAGCUUGACGGAUGUUUUGAAUAUUUUCCAUAUGGACGAAAAGUGGACACCUAAGCAAAAAAAUCAAGUACUUACUAGACAAACUCGAACAGCAAAACUACAAGAGGCAAAUACAUCAUUGGACACUCUUCAGUGUAUUAAUAUUUUGUUUGUCAAAAAAUGUUUAAAAAAAAUAUAAAAGAAAUGUUUUAUAAAUUUAAAACAAUAAAUAUAUAAU
Mya arenaria is the source of this 4735-nucleotide messenger RNA. RefSeq names its product monocarboxylate transporter 12-like. The record is from RefSeq and is a predicted model, not a curated record. Bases 3174 to 4505 code for a protein of 443 amino acids. The transcript has 9 exons. Gene Ontology annotation, biological process: transmembrane transport. Lineage: Eukaryota; Metazoa; Mollusca; Bivalvia; Myida; Myidae. Gene Ontology annotation, molecular function: monocarboxylic acid transmembrane transporter activity.